Molecule: messenger RNA, 2921 nt
Organism: Mercurialis annua (annual mercury)
Lineage: Eukaryota; Viridiplantae; Streptophyta; Magnoliopsida; Malpighiales; Euphorbiaceae
Exons: 5
Coding region: 498-2885 (795 amino acids)
Molecular function (GO): protein dimerization activity
Source: RefSeq, a predicted model, not a curated record
CUUGUCGUUUUGGCCUUAAGAAAUUCAAAAAAUAUAGGGGCCAAACGAUGCCGUUUGGAAGCAUCGUUUGGCCCCUUUGCUGUUUCAAUAUAUAAUUGAAACAGCAACUGACACGGGACAAACAUUUUUUGUCCCGUUUCAGCAUACUUUAAUCAUUAAUGGAGAAUAAUUCUCAUUAACUCCACUUUAUACAUCACCCACUUUCAUUUAAUCCUUUUCUCCACCAAACCCUUAAUUAGUAAACCAUCAAAUUUCCAAACCCCAUCAAUUUUUCAAUUCAAUUCUAUACCCUAAUUUCCUAAAUUAUAUAGUUUUCCCCUAAAAUUAACCAAUCUCCAAUUUUAGGUAAGUCUUUUUCUUUUGCAAUUUUAUUUGUACAAAUAAUUUAAUUUAUAUAUUUUUAAUAUUGUGGAAUAAUUUUAUUAACCUAAUUUUUGUAGGUUUUAACUUGAUUUAUUCGUUGGAAAAUCAAAGAAGUGAUUAAACUACAACAAGUUAUGGACAAAUUUGUUAUUAGAACGUCAAAAAAUAUCAACUCUUGUGAUAGAGAAGAUAAUUUGGGUACUAUUUCGGGAGAAAAGAGAGCACGUGUUGAGUUUGAUUCUACAAGUUUAAUUGCGGAUCCUGCAAAUCAGAUUUCGAUUGAUGAUUACGAAAUCAAUAUUAGAGAUGAAGUGAGACGUGCAUAUGUGCUUAAAGGUCCCUGUCAACCAAAAAGUCAUAUGUUUCCUCAGAAAAAAUUUGGAAAACAAAAUAGAAGUUUUCAAAAGACUUGGUUUAUUGACUAUUUGUGGUUGGAGUAUAGUGUAUCAAAAGAUGCGGGAUUUUGUUUUUGGUGUUAUUUGUUUAAACCACCAAAGCCUAAGUCUCAAGGUGGUCGAGAAGUGUUCACAAAAACGGGAUUCAUUAAUUGGAAGAAUGCGAAAGUUAGCUUGGGAGAACAUAUUGGAAAUGUUGAUAGUGACCACAAUUAUGCAGCGAGAAAAUAUCAAGCAUACAAAAAUCAACGACAAAGUGUGGAGCACAUAUUUGCUAAACACUCUUCUGACAUGGAGGUUGCUUAUCGUACUCGAUUGACGGCGGUUUUAGAUGCAAUCAGGUUCUUACUCAAGCAAGGAUUAGCUUUUCGUGGGCAUGAUGAGUCGAGUGAUUCAUUGAGUAGAGGAAAUUUCAUUGAGUUGCUUCAAAGGGAUUGUGACCAUAAUGAAGAGAUUGCAAAGGUGCUAAAUAUUAAUGCUCCAGGAAACAAUCAAAUGACUUAUGGAAAAAUUCAAAAAGAAUUGGUGAAUGCUUGUGCUGAAGAAGUGAGAACUAUCAUUAUUAAUGACAUUGGAGAUCGCGUUUUCUCACUCAUGGUUGACGAAUCUCGUGAUAACUCAGUGAAAGAACAAAUGGCAAUUAUGGUGAGAUACGUUGAUGGUCAUGGAGAGAUUCUCGAGAGGUUUCUUUCAGUUGAGCAUGUAGCAGAUACUUCAUCACACACUUUAAAGCAAACUAUUGAUAAUUUUUUUGCAAAGUACGGACUUUCAAUAUCUAGACUGCGAGGGCAAGCAUAUGAUGGGGCUUCAAACAUGCGUGGAGAAUUCAACGGUUUAAAAUCGCUCAUACUUAAUGAGAAUCCUUAUGCUAGGUAUGUUCAUUGUUUUGCUCACCAGCUUCAAUUGGCGGUUGUUGCUGUUGCAAAAACAUUACCAAUUAUUGAGAAUUCAUUUAGUUAUUUAUCCCUGCUUGUGAACACUGUUGGAGCUUCAUGUAAAAGAAAAGAUGCACUCAGACAAAGCCAACAUGAUCUUAUGGUCACACGAUUGGAAAAUGGUGAAAUCUCUUCAGGAAGAGGGUUGCAUCAAGAGACAAGUCUUGUAAGACCUGGAGACACAAGAUGGGGUUCUCAUUAUCAAACGAUACUUCGUAUAUUAUUAAUGUGGUCUUCAGUAAUGGAAGUGCUUGGGAAUGUUCAUGAUGAUGCGACUGGUUCAAAGGAAAAAGGUGCAGCUUUGGGUUUACUUGACAGAAUGGAAAAUUUUGAAUUCGUAUUCACCUUGCAUUUGAUGAAAAAAGUAUUGGCAAUUACAAAUGGAUUAUCACAAGUUUUACAAGAGAAAAAUCAAAAUAUUGUCAAUGCUUUGGACAUGGUACGUGCUGUAAAGGUCAAGUUCCAAUCAUUUAGGGAGGAUGGAUGGAAUGAUCUUUUUGAUGAGAUUCGCAAGUUUUGUGUCAAGAAUUCUAUUGAUGUACCGAAUUUGGAAGAUAGUUUAUCGAAUCGUUGGCGGUCAAAACGUGAAGGUCAAACUAUAACAUAUUCUCAUCGUUUCCGUGUGGAAAUAUUUUCUGAGGUUAUUGAUGUGAUUGUGCAAGAGAUGAAUGACCGUUUCUCUGAAGGAAAUCUCGAGUUGCUUUCUUGCUUAACCUGUCUUGAUCCAAGACAAUCGUUUUCUAGAUUUGAUGCCUUGAAAUUGCAUCGUCUUGCCGAGCUUUAUCCAGAUGAUUUUUCUACAUUUGAUUUGAUUUUGUUGAGUGAUCAAUUGGAGAUAUACAUACAUGAUGUGAGGCAAAAUGCUGAUUUUGUUGAACUUGUGGGACUCGGGGAACUUGCAAAGAAGCUGAUUGAAACAGAGAAGUACACUGUUUACCCUCUUAUUUAUCGAUUGAUUGAAUUGGCAUUGGUUUUGCCAGUUUCAACUGCUUCAGUUGAAAGAGCAUUUUCAGCAAUGAAUAUCAUCAAGACCGAUUUGCGUAACAAAAUGGGGGAUGAAUUUCUAAGCGACAGCUUAUCAUGUUUUAUUGAGAAACAAAUUUUUGUGAAGAUUGACGACGAGCCCAUUUUGCAACGCUUUCAGAGUAUGCAGACGCGAAGAAUACAAUUGCCUCCCCGCGGUCGAGACUAAUCCCGGGCUGAAAACAAUUUCUGGUUCCGCCACUGA